Molecule: messenger RNA, 1381 nt
Organism: Oncorhynchus masou masou (cherry salmon)
Lineage: Eukaryota; Metazoa; Chordata; Actinopteri; Salmoniformes; Salmonidae
Product: sperm flagellar protein 2-like
Exons: 11
Biological process (GO): sperm axoneme assembly
Cellular component (GO): sperm midpiece; manchette
Source: RefSeq, a predicted model, not a curated record
AUGCAAUCGGAAAAAGGUGAGGGAGUUGUUUUGGACAGUGGGAAGGCACCAUCGGUCUCAACUGCUCUCGUCCAGGUAACUCCGGUUGCGGUCCCAGCUCCCGCUGAGUCCACCUCCACCCUCACCCAGGAGGGCCUGACUCCACCUGUGAAAUGCUCCAGCUCCAAGUCCAACUCUUGCUCCCCCAAAGGAGGAGCCGUGGGGCAUUCUAGAAGGUUGUCCAUAGCCUCCUCCUUUGAGAAUGCCCAUGGUGUGACCAGCUCUACAGAGCCCCUAGCUCCCACCUCUGGUACUGCACACUGGGUGUAUGUGGACGAGCCCCUUCCCAAGGAGAUACCAGAGUACCUGGUUCCAUACUGGGAGAACGUGUGUAACUCCUAUGUGACUAACAUCAAGGCUGUGUUGCAGAACCUGCGCACAGAACGUAUCUUGAUCAUUCACCAUCUGUUUAACAUCAGAGAGGAGUUUAAGCAGUACCUCCGACGGCCCGACCUGAAGCAAGAGUUUGUGUCCCAGUGGCAGCAGAACUAUAACAGCAUCCCCAAGGACAUGAGAGAUGACGAGGAGACCAAGGCAGAGCUGCACCAGCGUCUGGAUGACCUGCGCGAGCGUCUGUGGGACAUCUGUGAUAAGCGUAAGGAAGAAGUGGGGCAGGAGCGGGCGGCGAUCAUGUGCGACGGCUGGCUGGAAGACCACACGGCGGUGCUCAUCAACCAUUUCUCCACACUAAUGCAGGUGGAAGUGGACCGAUUCCAGGACUCUCUACGUCUCCUGCGGGAUUACUACACAGGCAUGUACAAACAGGUGCUGCCUGAGGCGGGGCCAGAAUUCACCUGUAUUCCACUGCUAGACAUCGUGGCGCUGGAGGAGCCAGGAACCCAGACUGACAAAUCCAAGAGUUCUGAAAGAGUCACCAAGAGUGCUGGUAAAAGAGACUGUGAAGGAGACGAGAAGAAGAAAACCAAAGUUGUUCCACUGAUUCCCCGCAGACCUCCCUCUACCGAAGUGGCCUCUAUGAAACAGAAAGGCUUCCAGGAUCCCGACGAGAAGCUGCUGCACGACAUCUAUCAGACUGCUCUGACAGCCAUCAACAACAUGGUGUCAGUGGAGGCGGCUCAACGCGAGGCAGAGGAGAAUGAGGAGGCUCAGCAGCAGAUGGAUAGAGAACGGCUACAGAGAAUGUCCCAAGCCUCCGCUGCAGCCGCCGCAGCCAACUCUGGCAAGGACAAGAAGAAAGCUGGCACCAAGAAGAAAGGCCCUCCCUCCCCUGCUCAGGAGCCCAGCCCACCCCCUGCCCCAGAGGAAGAUUCAGAGGAGGUCUGCAAGAGGGCCAUACGGAACAAAAUCAGACAGGAGUAUGCUGCAGCUCUUGACCAUGAAG